AUGACUUGUGUGGAUUUGUUCCAAGCACGAUCCGAGAUUGAACUCGACUCUUCCACGGAGCAUUGGAGCCUCAAAGACCUCCUGGAGCUUGACCUAUCUUCAAAUUCUCUGACUGGCAACCUGUCUGAACAAACUGAAGAUCUGAAGGUUGCAACUUACAUAAACCUCUCUAGAAACGCGUUCACUGGCACCAUCCCUGACGCGUAUGGCAGCAUGAACAACUUGAUGAUCUUUUCUCUUGCGAGCAACGAGCUCCAAGGAUCCAUACCACACUCUCUUGGCAAAAUGAUAAGCCUGGUUUCGUUAGACUUAUCAGACAACCUUCUCUCGGGGGAGAUACCUACGGCUUUAGAAAACCUCCAAUUCCUAACCUAUUUCAAUGUGUCUUUCAACAAACUAAGUGCUGAGAUCUCGCCUUUCAGGAAUUUCAGCUACUCCCUCUUCGCGUCGAAUGAAGGCUUAUGCAGUGCUCGUGACUCGCCAUACGUGGAUAGAUGUAAGAAGAAGAAGAAGAAGAAGAAGAAGAGUGAAAGAAGAAUCAUAGUUGUGGUGAUUGCAUCUGUCACAUUCGUGGCAUUGCUCAUCACAUUCUUCUCAGUCCUAACAUGGACAACGAGGAGGCGUAGAAGACGAGCAACGGAACAACCUAGCUCACACGACAUCAAAGACAUGGAGAGGUUUUCAUACCAAGAGCUCAAACAAGCUACCAACGACUUCAGCAACGAAAAGCUACUCGGAAGCGGGAGCUUUGCCUCGGUCUACCUGGCGAAUUUCGACAAUGGGAACCACUUUGCAGUCAAAGUGUUUAAUCUCGGGCGAGAACAUGCUUCUAGAAGCUUCGAAAGGGAGUGCUAUAUGCUGAGCAAGUUGAGGCACCGGAAUCUGACGAAAGUGAUCAGUGCGUGCUCAAAUCAUGAUUUCAAAGCUUUGCUUCUCGAGUAUAUGCAGAGUGGGAGCCUCGAGGAUUGGUUGUAUCGCGAUGGAUCCUUCUUGGAUGUUGUGCAGAGGAUUGACGUGAUGAUCGACGUUGCGUCGGCUUUGGAGUAUCUGCACCAUGGCUAUGUGAAGCCUGUGAUUCAUUGUGAUUUGAAACCGAGCAAUGUAUUGUUGGAUAAGGAUAUGGUGGGGCAUAUCACUGAUUUUGGGAUUACUAAGUUGUUGGGAGAGGAAAACAGUGUUGUGCACACACAUACUUUGGCUACUCUGGGUUAUAUGGCACCAGAAUAUGGGAACGAAGGAGUGGUCUCUAGUGCAUGUGAUGUAUAUAGCUAUGGUAUUCUAUUAAUGGAAACAUUCACAAGAAGGAAGCCGACCGACGACAUGUUUGGUGGAGAAUUAAGCUUGAGGAGUUGGAUAGAUGCUAUGCUCCCUGACUCAGUUAAUCAGGUUGUGGAUUCAGCCUUAUUGAGAGAGGAAGAAGAGCAUUUUACUGAAAAAAUGCGGUGCGUUUCGUCAAUUGUCCUUGGCCAUGACUCAAUCUCCCAAGGAUAG
Messenger RNA from Salvia splendens (bonfire salvia), 1491 nucleotides. Its product is annotated as receptor kinase-like protein Xa21. The transcript is spliced from 3 exons. The record is from RefSeq and is a predicted model, not a curated record. Bases 1 to 1491 code for a protein of 496 amino acids. Gene Ontology annotation, molecular function: protein binding; ATP binding; protein kinase activity. Gene Ontology annotation, biological process: protein phosphorylation. Lineage: Eukaryota; Viridiplantae; Streptophyta; Magnoliopsida; Lamiales; Lamiaceae.